UCCAAUGGAGGCACUUGACGCACUUGACAAGCGUUUUAUUUUCAUUUUUCGAAAUUUAUCCUGACCCAAGCUAGAAACCUGAGAUCGAGUUGCAGCACAAAUUAAAAGUGCAAAGUACAAGUGUUUGAAAUAAAGAAAUACAGUGUUAGUGUUAUCGUUUGUGAUCAGCGUCGGAACGCUUGGUGUUUUGUAAUUACUAUAUAGUACUUGUGGGGAAUACCAAGUAUCGAUGGCCGUUUGAACGUUUCCGUGGUGUAUUUGUUGAACUCCUGGAGCAGUGAGUCACCAAAUUAUAGUAUCGGGCGGUCGCCAUGGACACCGACGAUGGGGAAUCCUCAAGCAGCGGGCCGAUGUCCAGCUUAAAUAGCCUGUUUUCUUUCACAAGUCCUGCCGUCAAGAAACUCCUGGGCUGGAAACAGGGUGACGAGGAAGAGAAAUGGGCAGAGAAGGCCGUAGACAGCCUUGUGAAGAAGCUGAAGAAGCGGAAAGGAGCUAUAGAAGAAUUGGAACGAGCGCUGUCAUGCCCCGGGACGCCAUCUAAGUGCGUCACCAUACCACGCUCGCUUGAUGGCCGGUUACAGGUUUCCCACCGCAAAGGGUUGCCACACGUGAUUUACUGCCGCGUGUGGCGCUGGCCCGACCUGCAGUCACACCACGAGCUCAAGCCCCUCGAGAUCUGCCAGUACCCCUUCAGCGCCAAACAGAAAGAGGUUUGCAUUAACCCUUACCAUUAUAAACGGGUUGAGAGCCCCGUGCUCCCUCCUGUCUUAGUACCGCGACACUCGGAAUUUCCACCUGGACAUUCUCAUAUGCCCUUCCAAAGAACUGCAGAGCCCGCAAUGCCGCACAACGUGUCUUAUUCCGGAUCGGGCUUCCCGCCCUCCGCCAGUUCUGAACUCCCGGACACGCCGCCCCCGGCCUACUCCCCGCCCUCGGACGACAUGGAACCGCCGGGCGAAGUCGCACCCGUGUCUUACCAGGAACCGGUAUAUUGGGCUUCAGUAGCCUACUACGAACUGAACUGCAGGGUCGGCGAGGUGUUUCAUUGCAACUCUCACGCGGUCGUCGUCGACGGCUUCACGGACCCGUCCAACAACAGCGACAGAUUCUGCUUAGGACAACUGAGUAACGUCAACAGAAACUCGACCAUCGAAAACACCAGACGCCACAUUGGAAAAGGCGUGCAUUUGUACUACGUGGGCGGGGAAGUGUACGCCGAAUGCCUGUCCGACGCCGCCAUCUUCGUGCAGAGCCGCAACUGCAACCAUCACCACGGCUUCCACGCCUCCACCGUGUGCAAGAUACCGCCCGGCUGUUCCCUGAAGAUCUUCAAUAAUCGCGAAUUCGCGCAGCUACUCUCUCAGAGCGUCAAUCACGGAUUUGAAGCGGUGUAUGAGCUCACUAAGAUGUGCACAAUCCGAAUGUCGUUCGUGAAGGGAUGGGGAGCGGAGUACCACCGCCAGGACGUGACGUCGACGCCGUGCUGGAUCGAGAUCCACCUGCACGGCCCGCUGCAGUGGCUGGACAAGGUGCUGACGCAGAUGGGGUCGCCCCACAACGCCAUCUCGUCUGUCUCCUAGCUGAGUGUCUGGCCUUCGACCCCACCGUAUGUAUUUCCUUUCGUAUUACUCGUGCGACCAUUUAAUAUAGUAAAUUUGCCCUCGUAUUUACUGCAUUUUAAACGCGAACAUUUUGUACAUUUGUACAUUCUUUUAUUUUUAUUGUUUGUUUCGCGCAAUCUUAUACACAUUUAUUAUUCCAUAUAGGUAUACGUUGUUAUAGGUACCUAUUGCUAAAUAUCUGUUUAAUGGCUUUUGUACCCUCGGUGUUUUAAUUGAGAACAUUAUUGGGGGUUAAAUUUUAGAAGAGUUUACUACAUAGAAAUUGAAGUACAAAUUUCACUAAAAUGUAUGUGAUAAAAUGUGCGAAAGCUAUCGCUAUUGUCAAAUGCAGAUCUUUUGAUAAGACUCCAUACAUGGUAAGAAUUUCACUAAAAAAUUACUAGUAUUGUUACCGCAGCGAUAUUGCAAUGAAACCUAAUUAUGUAGUUCCGAGUAUGAAUUUUGCAUGUAGCUAUGUAAAUAGCUGGUUAUAUUCGACCUUGUUGAAGCUUUUUGACAAAACAUUAGCGACGGCGUAUUAGUUCAAUUUCAUUUAAGUAAUAAAAUCCAAUUUAAAGACAAUAGUGAUAAAACAGGAAUACAAAAAUAAUAAGGAAUGUACCAUACUAAUAAAAAUACUAGUUGCCCAGAAGUAUUGAACACCCCUUCAAAUGAAAAUGAGAAAUGAAAAAAGUUUAUUGUAGGCGUAAUCCCAUAGAUUUGUUAAUAACAUAAAAACUAUCCCUACUCUAUGUUAGUUACAAUAACUAUAACUACAAAAUAAAUUAAAGCACGAGUCUGAAAUUAAAAAUAUAAUAUCUCUUUGUAAGACCAUUUGAAAUUGGCAAAUACUUUUGAUGCUGAGCUUCACUUACUACUGUUUUUAUUUCCCACUGGACGCAUACAUUACAUUAGUCAAGGGUAAUGAGUAAAGGAAGACGAAGAUGUUAUGUGACAAACUCAUAGCCAUUACGCACCAUUCACUACGUGUUUCCGUGUUCCAUUUUAAUUCUUUAAAACAAAAUUAAAUAAAAAUUAAAAUCUAUAUAUAAUAAAUAUAAAUGAAACUUCUGAGAAGUUUUACUUUAAACACAGAAAAGGGAUGACAAUCCUUCUGGGCAAGGAUGUGUAUAGAUGUAUGUACCUAAACGAGCUAACGAAAGAUUACGUUUCAAAAUGUCACCGUUCAUUUUCACUCUUGCUGAUGUUGUUGGUAGAGAGGUACUAUGACUACAGGCGCAAGUAUACUAUUAUAGCUUCAAUAGUUUUUUCUUAAUAAGCUCAAAGUAAGUGUCCAAGCCGUAAGUCACCUAAGUAUAAUGUUAAAUUAAGUAUAAAGACAUAAAUUAAGAAAUAAUUAUACUCUUAAAUGUUUAUGACAAGAUAGAUAUUAUCUAUGUACAUGUACAUGAUGCUCUAUGAUGGUAUUUUUAUUUUAAACAAGUCCAAAUUUAUUGUACGAAAUUUUGUAUGCUUUUUACAAGCUUUUAUUUUAAUCAAGGUAAAUUGGUGAUAUUAUGAAUAUAUAUACGGAUCGUAUAUUACUUUAGGGCAUAUUUUUUAAGCAUUAACGUAAUUAUGUUCAUAGUUUAGUCAAAAUGCAGCUUUAUAUUUAUGUAUAUUUUAUGUUUUGUGACUUUGCAAUAUUUAUAGCAAUGUUAAUAAUAAUUUAUCACAAAAUCCCGUUUCAGAUGGACCUUGUAUUUAUAGAGCAAAAAGUAUUGAGCAUUCCUUAUGUCAUUAUUAGAAAUCAAAUAUAUAUAAAGCUGUAUUAAAAGACGGCAUGGAAAAUAAACAUGAAUGCUCAAUCCUUUUAAGCCAGACUUUAUCAACAUCGAUGUGUGGAUGGUCACUGUGACAUCAUCUUGAUGUUUGAAGAGAACGGGAUUAUGUGGAAGUAACAUUACAACAAAAAUAACUGUUGCUUUUUAAAAUUAUUGCUGAAGUCUUUGCAGUAUAUUGUAUAAAUUAUGUAUAAGUCACAGGUAAAAUAGUUUUAAGUGAUAUGUGUUCUAUGUACCGUAACAAUCUAAAACAUAGACUGUUAGUAAGACAUGCUUCUGAUUGUAGUAUCCAAUUUUAUUGUAGCUUUUGCCUGCAACGAACUUGCCUUAUGAAUUUUCGCAAAUAUGGAGUAACCAUCUUUUGCGAUUUAAAGGAAAUAGAUUACGAUACGAAUUUGCUCUAAUGCGGCCUUGUGUGUGACUGGGAAGUCCGGAAUAGUGAAGCUUUUUUGCUAACAGUUCAAAAAGAUAUACAAGUAUAAACUUUGUUUUGACCUGCCCUGGCAUGUGACGCACCACAUGUCAGAAUAGGUUAUCAAUUCGAUUUCGAGUAUUUUCAAAUCCAAAUUGUAACUAAAUGAUGAGGAUGUAAACAAACAACUUAGAUUUCAUAGGUACAACUUUUUAAUAAGAGAUAAUUAUUUUAUUCAUUGUAUUGUUAGGUAGAGCCCGACAUGGGUAUUAUAUUUUUUGGAACAAAUUAAAUGUGUACAAAAUGUGUUGUGCUUAUACCUAACAAUAAAAUAUUUGGUUAUGUAUCGAGAAUACAAUAACCCGUUUAUGUUGAUCGUAAAGGGUGGUCAUGUCAUGACACUGCUUUUGUCAAUCAAGGGAAGAUUGGAUCGCUUCUGCAUAAAAAAAAAGUUUACCUUAGAAAAACGGUAACAGUGUCAGGGAAAUGAAUAUAAUUCUACAAUUCAAUUUCAAAGAUUUACAAAAAUUCAAACCUCUUUGUACAGUCAAAGUGCCUAGUAAUAUGUGCCUCAUAAUGUUUUACGACAAAAUAAAUAUACAUUUUAUAAUUUCAUGAUGCUUAUAAGAGAUACAGAAAUAGAUUUCUUCACAUUAAAAAAACCAGCGUCUAUUUAAUGGGGCAAAAGUGGCAAUACAAAAAUUACGAAAAAGUGAUAAACAGCAGAAGUAAAAUUUAUUGGUACCUAUUUGAAAAAUGGGUUAAAUAAGUGUAAUAAGAUCGGAUAUAACAAUUGUACCUUCCUAAGCAGUAGGUACGAUACUUUCACAGGAACUGCUUGUCCUUUCAAAACCAAUUUACCUUACGGUUUAAUUAUUUUAUCCGUCCCUAAGUUUUCCAUAUCGGUAAAUUACGUACUAGUACGGAGUCGCCUAUUUCUAAACACCACUGAGCUCUUAGGCCGAUAGUCCACUAUCACAUGUUUGCCAUAGAAAUAUGAUCAUAGGCAACAUGCCGUCCUUUUUCUUCACGUUGGAGAAAAAGGGAGGCAUUCAGACCUAGUUUGAGGGCGUACCGUAGGUACUUUUUUCAAUACUAAUAAGUCAUUUUCGACUGCCUCGGUAAUGCUAUGUCGAUUUCUAAGACCACUAAUAGGAAUCAAUAUUUUCUGCUGUUUCAAAUGAACUAUGCAAUCGAAAGUUCUACAUGUCAGUAUGUAACACCAAAUCGGGACGUUCUAUGUCAAAAAUAAAGAUAAAAUUGAUCUCAAAGUAUACUAAGAGGUAUAGUUCCUGACGACGUCCCAUCGCCUUGAUAGUGCAAUUGUAACGAAACUAAUGAAUAUUGGUUAGAUAGAAGGUAUUGUGAAAAAAGUUUAAUAUUAGUCUGUACUACUCUUUGUGACUUUCCACAGUUUCUUAUACAAUGCUAUGUACAUGGCCUUUUACAUUUUUUGUGGUAAUAAUAUGUUACAUAUUUGAUAUGGGUGGGUUAACCCGUCGUCUGUUUCUGUCAUACAAUAAUUAACUUUGAGAUAUUUUUUUAAAGUCCUACGCCAUGUGUUAGGAUCCUUAUCAAACACAGACGAAGGGUUAAAUUUACUUAUUGUAAACAUAUUUUUGCACACCCAUUCACUGAAAUGCCUACUUCAUUAAAAGGGCCUAUAUUGGUGACCUGUAGGCCUGGCACAUGAUUGCCGCGAGAGUAUGUCGCCGUGACAUAGAUCAUAUAUUAUGUCUUCUUCUAACUGCACUAAUGACAUAAGGACGGGUAGUCUAUCUCGCGGCGACAUACUCUCGCGGCAAUCAUGUGCUAACCCUGCUGGUGAAAAUCUUAGUUUAUUUUUAAAUAUACAGCGUGGCCUGUUAUAAUGUGCCUUUUAUAACAUAUUCCCGUCCUAAACUAGCGGACUUGAAUAAAAAUAUAACCAGGCAACUAAAAUGUUAUUAUAAUUUAACUGUUUAGGCGUGUUCAGAUUGUAAUAUCAUGCUUUUGAUCUGAAUUAAUAUAGAUACGAUCUGUCAGUGUUAAACGUGAUAUCUGUCGAAGAAACGUUAUUACAGUCAGAAUAUGCCUCUGGGCUAUCAGUGGGGUUGGCCUGUCGAAUUAUUUGCCUGAUAUCGCCAGAAUAGCUUGCCCUGUCAAUCUCUAGAAUUGUGUAAAAUUCUUGUUUUAUUUACUAUAAUUUUAUGCCAGGAUCCCUUAAACCAAAUCUCAUACAACAUAAACACAAAACUAUAAUGGCGCCAUCUAAGCAAAUUGACAGUUGCCAAGUCCAUUCACAACUCAGUUUGUAAUUUGAUACAGAAGCCAAACAUACAGAGAGUAACGAAAUCAGAUUGUCAGUGUAGUCGCUUUUCUGUCGCUGGUCACAACAUAUUUCCAGGCCUGGUUUGAUCUAGUGGCUACAUUUAAGAGGUAUAUAUGUUCACAUUAAAAAUACUUUCAAAAAUACUAGAUGGCGACGACAGAUAGGUUAGAUACUAUUUUAUGUUCAAUGCGAUUUCCUUUUUGUUGGCUAUAUUCUGUGUCAAUGUUACAUAAUUACUCGUUAUAGAAAAUGUGUUGUUAUGUAUCUAUUUUUUUGUUAUAAUAACAUCUCUGUUUUAUUUUCAGAGUGCCUUAGAACAAUGUAUGCCUUAUGUUUUUACUGUACGGGUAAAUAGUACAGUGUUGGUUGACCCAUAACUUAAAUAUAAUGCCUAUAUAUACGUAUAUACAUAAUCGACAAAUUCAUGAUUGCAUGCGUUACAUUUAUGACAUUUAUAAUAUUGUAGUAAAAAAACUCUGCAUUUCGACGACUUCAUUGCCUAUAUUUUACAGAUAUAUUUGGCCCUUUCAUAUAAUAGGUCUUAGCCUAAUAAAACGGAUAUAUCUGUAGUAGGAAUUUAACCUUGAUUAUUGUUUUUAUUCUGUAUUUUUAGUAGAGUUAUAAAUAAAAUUUUGUACAUAACUUUUAGGAAUAUGUAAUGGUGUGGUGUUAUAGUACUUGUAUGUGUCUUGGUCGUUAUUUUGUUAUGAGAUUGUGUUGGUUCCGCGAUUGUAUUUGGACUUGGUGUUUUGUUGGUCUAUGAACUCUAAAAGUUUCAAGUUAGCUUUGGCCAAAUGGAUGGAAAAUUAUAAACGACUAGUUCUUAAUGCCACUGAAUAACCUAAUCUCCAAAAUUACUCGUAUAAACUGUAUAGUUUAUUUUAUACAUUUUCUGCUGUCGUGUGGGGUGUGACGUGACGUCACAAGCCGCCCACUUUUUAUAGGGUGACCUGAAAAUACGCUAGUCUAUUCGGAAGGUCAAGAAUCGUGAAAUGUAUGGGUUCCAAUACAUUCCACGACUCUUUACUUUCCGAACACUCUUAACAGUUUAUUUGAAUCAUUUAAUUACUGGUACAUUCAUAAUUAAUUAGACACAACUCGCCAAGUCCAAAACAUAGUGUAUGAAUUAAUUGUGUCAGUCAGUAAUCGUGAGCAGGAUUGUGAAUGUCUAAUUUAGCAUUAAACGUUUUAGACUUAUAGAACAUAUUUCACGUUUUUUGCAUUACCUUAAUAUUUUUAUGCAUGAUAAAAUUGAUAAAGCUGUAAAAGUGUAAUUUUGGCUUUAUUGGCUGUUGAUUUUUAAAAAUUGGAAAUUAGUUUUUGACACGUGUACGGGACUGGGAGCCUAUAAAAUUAUGUUGUACAAAAAUUAUGACUACUUUAAUUAAGUUCUCGCUAAAUAAAUUAGUGUAAGUGCAAAGAUGCCAUCUGUAAUUUUUAUUCAUCUCUGUUAGGGAAUAAAGUUUCUUUUAUUA
Molecule: messenger RNA, 7583 nt
Organism: Leguminivora glycinivorella
Lineage: Eukaryota; Metazoa; Arthropoda; Insecta; Lepidoptera; Tortricidae
Gene: Mad
Product: protein mothers against dpp
Exons: 3
Coding region: 312-1580 (422 amino acids)
Biological process (GO): anatomical structure morphogenesis; SMAD protein signal transduction; cell differentiation
Cellular component (GO): heteromeric SMAD protein complex
Molecular function (GO): I-SMAD binding; DNA-binding transcription factor activity, RNA polymerase II-specific; RNA polymerase II cis-regulatory region sequence-specific DNA binding
Source: RefSeq, a predicted model, not a curated record